Octodon degus (degu) is the source of this 4026-nucleotide messenger RNA. It is a transcript of the gene Crb1, whose product is annotated as crumbs 1, cell polarity complex component. Gene Ontology annotation, molecular function: calcium ion binding. NCBI's taxonomy places the organism in Eukaryota, Metazoa, Chordata, Mammalia, Rodentia, Octodontidae. The coding region runs from base 16 to 4026 and encodes 1336 amino acids. The transcript has 11 exons. The record is from RefSeq and is a predicted model, not a curated record. Gene Ontology annotation, cellular component: plasma membrane; protein-containing complex. Gene Ontology annotation, biological process: heterophilic cell-cell adhesion; establishment or maintenance of epithelial cell apical/basal polarity.
AAAGCCUGUGACAGCAUGAACAAUGCCUGCUCCUCCAGUCCUUGCCAAGGAGUGGCCACUUGUGUGAACACCCCAGGAGAAAGGGGCUUUCAGUGCCACUAUCCUCCUGGGUAUAGUGGUAUCACUUGUGAAAGUGCCAUCGGCUCCUGCGGCGCGGACUCGUGCCAACAUGGCGGUGCUUGUCAUCAUGGUCCUGUUCAGCCGGUCUGCAUAUGCCCUGCUGGAUAUGGUGGAAGAUUCUGUGAGAUAGAUCACAACGAGUGUGCAUCCAGUCCUUGCCACAACGGGGCAGUGUGUCAGGAUGGAGUCAAUGGCUAUUUCUGCUUCUGUGUCCCAGGAUAUCAAGGGAGGCACUGUGACUUGGAAGUAGAUGAGUGUGUUUCGGACCCCUGCAGGAAUGAGGCUACGUGCCUCAAUGACAUAGGCAGGUACACUUGUAUCUGUCCGCAGAAUUAUUCUGGUGUCAAUUGUGAAUUACUAAUUGAUCAAUGUUGGUCCCAGCCCUGUCUAAAUGGCGCAACUUGUCGGGAUGCCCUGGGGGCUUACUUCUGUGACUGCACUCCUGGAUUCCUAGGAGAUCACUGUGAACUCAACGUUGAUGAGUGCGACAGUCAGCCGUGUCUCCACGGAGGGCUAUGUGUGGAUGGGGACAACAGAUAUAGCUGCAACUGUGUGGGUGGUGGAUUCACAGGGACACACUGUGAGACCUUGAUGCCUCUUUGCUGGUCAAAGCCUUGUCACAAUAAUGCUACCUGUGAAGACAGUGUUGACAGUUACAUUUGUCACUGUUGGCCUGGAUACACAGGUGCCCAGUGUGAGACGGACAUAAACGAAUGCAGCAGUAAUCCCUGCCAGUCCGGUGGGGAAUGUGUUGAGCUGUCCUUGGAGAAGCAGUAUGGACGCGUGGCCCAGCUGCCGUCUUCAUUGGGCAACCGCCGAGCCGCAGGUUACGUUUGCGCUUGUCAGCCUGGAUUCACAGGAAUUCACUGUGAAGAAGACAUCAAUGAAUGUUCAUCGAACCCCUGUCAAAAUGGUGGCACUUGUGAGAACUUGCCUGGAAAUUAUACUUGCCAUUGCCUGUUUGAUAACCUUUCAAGAACAUUUUAUGAGGGACCAGACUGUUCUGAUGUUCUCUUGGGCUGCACACAUCAGCAAUGUCUAAAUAAUGGAAUUUGCAUCCCUCAUUUCCACAAUGGCCAACAUGGAUUCAGCUGCCUGUGCCCAUCGGGCUACACGGGGUCAUUGUGUGAGGCUGCUACCACACUUUCCUUUGGGGGCAAUAGCUUCCUGGGGGUCCCACAUGGCUCACAUACAGCCCAGAGCUCAGUUUGCAGCAUCGCCUUCAGAUUUCAGACCGUUCAGCCUACAGCACUUCUAUUUUUUCAGGGCAACAGAGACUUGUUUGCAAAGCUGGAGUUGCUGAGGGGUUAUAUUCACUUAUCUAUGCAAGUCCGUAAUCAGUCACGAGUGCUUCUCCACGUUUUCCAUGAUGCAAGCGACGGGCAGUGGCACUCAGUGGAAGUGGUAUUUGCAGAGGCUGUGACCCUUUCCUUAACUGACAACUCUUGUAAAGAGAAAUGCAUCACAAGAGCUCCUUCUCCAUUCGAAAGUAAUAGAUCGAUAUGUGCUUUUCAACACACUUUUUUGGGUGGUUUACCAGUGGAAAUGACCAGAGAUGAUUUUGCGCUGCUUAACAUCUAUCAUACAGCAUCCACACCUUCAUUUGUAGGCUGUCUCCAAGACAUUGAAUUUGAUUCGAAUCAUAUUAAUCUGGAGAACAUUUCAUCUGGCCUGUCAUUAAAUGUCAAGGCAGGCUGCAUGAGGAAAGAUUGGUGUGAAAGUCAACCUUGUCACAAUAGAGGACGCUGCAUCAACUUGUGGCUUGGCUAUCAGUGUGACUGCUACAGGCCCUAUGCAGGCCCCAGCUGUCUGAGAGAGUAUGUGGCAGGCCGAUUUGGCCAGGGUGGCUCCACUGGAUACGCCAUCUUUAGAGUUGAUGAGAAUCACGGACAGAACUUCAGCCUUUCCAUGUUUGUGAGAACACUUCGGCCAUCCGGCUUUCUUCUAGCUUUGGAAAACAAUACUUAUCACUACAUUCGUGUCUGGCUGGAGCGUGGCAGACUAGCACUGCUGACUCCAGGAUCUCCAAAAUUGCUAGUAAAAUUUGUUCUAAGUGACAGAAAUGCCCACUUAAUAUCUUUAAAAAUCAAGCCAAAUAAAAUCGAACUGUAUCAGUCUGCACAAAAGCUGGGAUUUAUUUCUGCUCUUACAUGGAAAAUCCAAAAGGGAGAUGUCCUCUACAUUGGUGGCCUGCCUGAUCGGCAACAGACUGAAAUUAACGGUGGGUUUUUCAAAGGCUGCAUCCAAGAUAUAAGAUUAAACAACCAAAAUCUGGAAUUCUUCCCAAAUUCAACAAGCAAUGUACCCCACCAUCCAAUACUGGUCAAUGUGGUCCAAGGUUGUCCCAGAGACAGUGCUUGCAAGCCCAAUCCCUGCCGCAAUGGAGGCACCUGCUCGGCCCUGUGGGAUGACUUCUCCUGCGCCUGCCCUGCACACACAGCUGGGAGAGCCUGCGAAGAAGUUCAGUGGUGUGAACUCAGGCCGUGCCCUCCCAGCGCCCACUGCCAACGGGUGCCACAAGGGUUUGAAUGUAUUGGAAAUGCUGUUUUAAAAGGACAAACUGGUGAAACAGUUUUCAGAAGCAAUGGAAAUAUUACCAGAGAGCUCACUAAUAUCACAUUUGGUUUCAGAACAAGGGAUGCUAAUGUGCUAAUACUUCAUGCAGAAAACAAGUCUGCAUUUCUUAAUAUCAUCAUUCAAGAUUCCCGAUUACUUUUUCAGUUGCAAAGUGGCAACAGUGUUUAUAUUCUGCACUUGACAAGUUUGUACUCAGUGAAUGAUGGCAUGUGGCACCAAGUGACUCUUUCCAUGACGGAUCCACUAGCCCAGACCUCGAGGUGGCAGAUGGAAGUGGACAACCGAACAUCUUUUGUCACCAGUGAAAUUGCUACUGGAAGCCUCAACUUUUUGAAAGAUAACACAGACAUUUAUGUGGGUGACCGAUCUAUUGACAGCAUGAGGGGAUUUCAAGGGUGUCUGAGUACAAUAGAAAUUGCAGGCAUUUAUCUCUCUUACUUUGAAAAUGUUCAUGGUUUCACAAAUAAACCUCAGGAAGAGCAGUUUCUCAAAAUCUCUACAAAUUCAGUGCACACUGGCUGUCUGCAGUUAAAUGCCUGCAACUCCAACCCCUGCUUGCAUGGAGGAAAUUGUGAAGACCUCUAUAACUCUUAUCACUGUUCAUGUCCCUUGGGAUGGUCAGGAAUAUUCUGUGAAUUCAAUAUUGAUGACUGCUUUUCCAACCCCUGUAUCCAUGGCAACUGCUCUGACAGGGUCGGCGCCUACCAUUGCAGGUGUGAGCCUGGAUACACCGGUGUGAACUGUGAAGUAGAAAUAGACAAUUGCCAGGGUCACCAGUGUGCAAAUGGGGCCACCUGCAUUAGUGAUACUAAUGGCUAUUCUUGCCUCUGUUUGGGAAACUUUACAGGAAAGUUGUGCAGGCACAACAGAUUACCCUCAACAGUCUGUGGGAACGAGAGCGCAAAUCUUACUUGCUACAACGGAGGCAACUGCACAGAGUUUCAUGCUGAAUUAAAAUGUAUGUGCCGGCCGGGCUUUACUGGACAAUGGUGCGAGGACGACGUGGACGAGUGCGCCUCUGACCCGUGCGUCAACGGAGGCCUGUGCCAGGACCUCCCCGGCAGGUUCCAGUGCGUGUGCGACGUGGCCUUCGCGGGCGAGCGCUGCGAGCUGGACUUGGCAGGUGACAUGACCUCGGACAUUCUCACCGCUACUGGCUCAGUGACAUUAGUCCUGCUACUCGUCCUCUUGCUGGCUGUGGUUGCUUCUAUUGUCGCCUCCAAGAGGGCAACUCAGGGAGCCUACAACCCCAGCCAUCAGGAAAAAGAGGGUGCUCGAGUGGAAAUGUGGAGCAUGAUGCCACCCCCCGCGAUGGAGAGGCUGAUCUAG